This is a messenger RNA of Ziziphus jujuba (common jujube), 926 nucleotides long. Its product is annotated as cyclin-U4-1-like. The record is from RefSeq and is a predicted model, not a curated record. Gene Ontology annotation, molecular function: protein kinase binding. NCBI's taxonomy places the organism in Eukaryota, Viridiplantae, Streptophyta, Magnoliopsida, Rosales, Rhamnaceae. Gene Ontology annotation, biological process: regulation of cyclin-dependent protein serine/threonine kinase activity. The transcript is spliced from 2 exons. Bases 71 to 685 code for a protein of 204 amino acids.
UCACCCAACAAAGAUUCAAACUCUUUAGCAUCAAAGAAAGGAAAAAAAAAAAAAAAAAAUUUGGUCAUCAAUGGCAGAGUUAGAGAACCCAAAGCUGAUGACAAACCUCAUCACUUUUCUCUCUUCUCUGCUUCAAAGAGUAUCAGAAUCCAACGACAUAAACUGUCAAUUUCAACCUCAGAAAAUCUCAGUCUUCCAUGGCUUAACUAGACCCACCAUAUCCAUUCAAAGCUACCUGGAGAGAAUCCUCAAGUAUGCCAAUUGUAGCCCCUCUUGCUACAUAGUUGCUUAUGUUUAUCUGGAUCGGUUUGCUCAGAGACAACCCUCUUUGCCAAUCAAUUCAUUCAAUGUUCAUCGAUUGCUGAUUACAAGUGUUCUGCUUGCUGCCAAAUUCAUGGAUGAUAUGUACUACAACAAUGCUUUCUAUGCAAAAGUUGGAGGAAUAAGCACAAUAGAGAUGAACUUUCUUGAGGUGGAUUUCCUAUUUGGUUUGGGUUUCCACCUAAAUGUGACACCCACCACAUUUCAAACCUACUGUUCCUAUCUCCAAAGAGAGAUGUUGAUCUUGCAGCCUCCUCUCAACUUAGCAGAUUCUUCUCCAAAUUCAGGAAAAUCUUUAAAACUCCAAUAUAUGUGCUUCAGUGAGGAAGAAUCUUCACUUCAGAAACAUCAGCUGGCUGUUUAAGCUCAAAAGAGCUAGUUUAAUUUCCGCAAGAUAUAAUUAGAUAAUAUAGACUAGGUAGUUUCUCUAUUUGUUCCAUAUAUUUGCAAAUUGGCAAUCAAAUUGAACUUCUUAACAACUUUUCUCUUUUGGUUGUAAUUUGUUUUUUUUUUUUCCCCUUUAUUUAUUUUUUUUUGUUUUUUUUGUGUAUUUUGAAUUUAUUUGGAAUAUGAAUGUGUACAUACAGAUUGAAGUCUUUGCUUUA